GACGCACGACGUCCCGUGCGUGCGGGCGGCUGCGUCGGGCUGCAGGAGAAGAUGGCGGUCUCCACAGGAGUUAAAGUUCCUCGUAAUUUUCGCUUGUUGGAAGAACUUGAAGAAGGACAAAAAGGAGUAGGCGAUGGUACGGUUAGCUGGGGCCUUGAAGAUGAUGAAGAUAUGACACUUACAAGGUGGACAGGCAUGAUUAUUGGGCCACCAAGGACAAAUUAUGAAAACAGAAUAUACAGCUUGAAAGUAGAAUGUGGAUCUAAAUACCCAGAAGCUCCUCCAUCAGUUAGAUUUGUAACAAAAAUUAAUAUGAAUGGAAUAAAUAAUUCCAGUGGGAUGGUGGAUGCACGGAGCAUACCAGUGUUAGCAAAAUGGCAAAAUUCAUAUAGCAUUAAAGUUGUACUUCAAGAGCUAAGACGUCUAAUGAUGUCCAAAGAAAAUAUGAAGCUUCCACAGCCACCAGAAGGACAAACAUACAACAAUUAAUUUUAGUGGAUCUCAAACUUGUCUUAAAUCAACAACCUUCUACUCAUGUUAAUGUCUUGAUUAAAUAUCACAAUGCAAAAUACCCACACAUUAAGUAAAAGAAUUCCACCUGGUAAACAUAACCUGGACAUUUGUAUUAAAUAAGAAUAUAUUUAAUAUAUGUACACCCAUUAUGUUUUCAGGUAACAGGAGGAAAAAUGCACAAUUUUUUUCUCUUGUUAGGGCACUGUCAUUUAAACAUAAACCUGGAAUACUCGAGAUAGAAUUCAGGUUUACAAGAUGAAAGCGUGAAGAGAGGUGUCAGAUGGCAAUGGAAGCAUGUGUGUUUCUGAAAAGUUAAAAUCUCAAGAAGGAAUAACAGAAAUGGCAUGCAUUAUCCAUCUUGCUCAGUGAAAGAGCUGCAGGUGAAAUUGUUUAAAGUAGCAGGUACAAUGAAUAUUGUCACAAAUUGUGUUAAUUUUUGAAGCGGUGUGGGUGCUGACUACUAGUAGUAUCAAAAAUAUGUUCAGGAUUGUUUUGAUACCUGUAUUUAUAAUAAAAAAUGUUGGGGGGGUUGAUGAGUUUCUGUUAAAAGCUGUUCCUGUGUGUUACAUGUAACAGACAUGGUAAAUAUUUGUUUACAGUCUUUGUUGAACAAACCAUGCAUUGAAGUUUAAGUGAAGUCAACAAAAAUGAAAUAGGUGUAUGGAUAUGUGAUUUUGAGAUUAAAGUUAGUCUUAAAAUGUAAAUAAAAUGUGGAACGUGUGUCCUC
Messenger RNA from Lemur catta (Ring-tailed lemur), 1240 nucleotides. It is a transcript of the gene UBE2V2, whose product is annotated as ubiquitin conjugating enzyme E2 V2. Lineage: Eukaryota; Metazoa; Chordata; Mammalia; Primates; Lemuridae. Gene Ontology annotation, biological process: DNA damage tolerance; protein K63-linked ubiquitination. Bases 52 to 489 code for a protein of 145 amino acids. The transcript has 4 exons. The record is from RefSeq and is a predicted model, not a curated record. Gene Ontology annotation, cellular component: nucleus.